Zingiber officinale is the source of this 1238-nucleotide messenger RNA. RefSeq lists its product as uncharacterized. The record is from RefSeq and is a predicted model, not a curated record. Gene Ontology annotation, molecular function: isomerase activity. NCBI's taxonomy places the organism in Eukaryota, Viridiplantae, Streptophyta, Magnoliopsida, Zingiberales, Zingiberaceae. The transcript has 6 exons. Gene Ontology annotation, cellular component: cytoplasm. Gene Ontology annotation, biological process: biosynthetic process. Bases 189 to 1112 code for a protein of 307 amino acids.
GUUGUCGAUGCUGCCUCCGUGAGAGAAUAAUUCAAAGGAAAAGUUCUUGAUGUCAUGCCCAUUUAAAAUAUCCAAAGAUCACCGGGAUUAAUCAGCCGGAUAACGGGUGUCAACUAGAAAAAUCAAAACUCCACUGUUUCUCAUCUCCUUCGACUUGAAGCUUCGUCUCCCAUCUCCUUGUUGGUUCCAUGGCGAAGAGAGCCGUGAGGUACGCCGUGAUCGACGCGUUCACCAGCACGCCGUUCAAGGGCAACCCGGCGGCCGUGUGUCUGCUGGACGCUCCUGAAGACGCGGCGGCGGGAGACGACUGGAUGCAGUCGGUCGCCAAAGAGUUCAACGCCCCGGUCACCGCUUUCCUCUCUCGCGCCGUCGAUGUGGGAUCCGAUGGCCCGACCAAUGGCGUUGCCGGCCCCCGAUUCAAUAUCCGAUGGUUCACUUCCGUCUUGGAGGUAAACAUUUGUGGUCAUGCAACUCUAGCAGCUGCACAUUUUCUCUGGUCACUUGAUCUAGUGAACGGUGAAGUAAUUUAUUUUUCAACAAAAUCUGGAUUACUGAAAGCUAGAAAAGCUAUUUCAUUGAAUAAUUCAGAUACAACAAAUAUUUCAUUAGCCAAAGCUGAGAAGUUCUUCAUUGAGUUGGAUUUUCCAUUAUUUCCAGUAGCAGAGUGUGAUACUUCUGAGAAACCAUUAAUUCCAGAUACUCUGAAUGGUGCUUCUGUCAUCAAUGUUCUGAAAUUUGGAGCUGAUGAAGACCUCAUUGUCGAGCUUUCUUCAACAAAGGAAAUUCUCAAUUUGCAACCAAACUUUGAAGAGAUUCAAAAGUGUGCUGGUGGUUCCCUUGCCGUAACAGCACCUGCUCCUGCUGGUUCUGAAUUCGACUUCUUUACUCGCUACUUCUGCCCAAAGUUUGGAGUCUAUGAGGAUCAUGUUUGUGGAAGUGUGCACUGUGCUUUAGCACCAUACUGGAGUAAAAAGCUGGGGAAGAACAGCCUUGUUGCUUACAUGGCUUCGCCAAGAAGCGGGAGACUCGACCUUGAAUUGAUCGCUGAGGCGCGUAGAAUAUGCAUUCGGGGAGAAGCUGUGACUGUGAUGACUGGGACUUUAUUAGUCUAAUUCCAUUUGAGACUAAGAGGUGAAGCUUCAUCUUUUCCUCACUGUGUUGGUGUGGUUUCAUUUGAGCAACAUAAACUUCUGUUUACAAGAUAAUUAAGAUUAUGAAGUAAAUUCAACUCUUUUUAA